Molecule: messenger RNA, 1874 nt
Organism: Rhizophagus irregularis DAOM 181602=DAOM 197198
Lineage: Eukaryota; Fungi; Glomeromycota; Glomeromycetes; Glomerales; Glomeraceae
Source: RefSeq, a predicted model, not a curated record
AUCGAUCAAUGUUACUUUAAAUCGAUUAAAACAAUUAGAAAUACCUGAUUUUAUUAAUAAACGUGAGUGGACCGAUGAGGAACAGAAUCUUACAUCUAUAAUUGAUGAUAGAAUAAAUGACAUAAAAGCUAUUAAUUCAGAAUCUCAAAAGAUCAAAUCUGAUAAAAUUGAUGAUCUUGAUAAAAAAGCAAAUGAAAUUAUUAUUACAAUAAAAAAUUCAGCUGAUAAUGAAGUUCAAACAGUUGUUGAUUUAAUGACAAAACAUAUUAAAGUUGCUCAGUUCAAUGGAAAGCAUGCGUAAUCAGAUGACUCAAAUAAGGAAGACACUUAUUGAACAUAAUGAUGCUGAUUUGGUCAUGGGUGAUGUUAUAGAUGUUGAAUCUCAAAUAACUGAAUUUGAAAGUGAACUUUUAAAUGAUGAUUCCGCCCUUGCGAAAACUUUAAAGCAAAAGCAUGCUAAAUUACUACUAACAAUUCAAAAUAUACGUGUUGCUUUGGCUGAGAAUAAACUUCAAAUGGCCGCAUAUUUAAGUCCUUCGUCUCCAACUUCUCCUACUUCUGCUGGUUCUGAAUUUGAUCGAAUAAGAGUUAUUGUUAAAAAUAAUUUAGAAAAUUUUUAUGCACGUUUAAUUUCUCCUCCAACUUAUAUGAUUGAUGCAGAAAAUGAAACUGAAGAACCUGAACGUAUACAUGGUCUUACUUGUAAUGAUGAUCAUGUCGCUGAAAUUACUGAACGUUAUGAUAAGAUUGAAUCUGAAUUAAUUUCUUUUGAGAGAACCCUAUGGGUUGAAUUUUGGUUAAAGGGUGAUCCUGCAAAAAAAUCACGUGAUGAAGAAGUCGUCAAAUUAAUUGAUGGUUUAGAGAAAAAAUUUGCUGAAAUUAAGAACUUUAUGGAAGUUAGGAAAAAAGAUCUUGUUACUAUAAAAGAAGGAAGAGAAUUCGCAAAAGGAAUAAAUUCUAUACGUGAUCAACUUGAUAUAGUAAAAGGUGAAAUGAGAAGAGAUGAUACAACAACAGAUGCUUCCUUACAAGAAUUAGAUACUCAUAUGGCUGAUGCUUCAGAAUUAACCAAAUCAUUAAAAACUACCUAUAGUCAUUUAUUAUCCCCUGAAUCUGAAGAUAAAAGAUAUAAGGAAUGUUUUGAUGAAAUAGUUAAUCAAUAUAAGCUUGUAAGGAGUUGGAUUGAGGAAGUACGUGUAUGGUUUAGAGAGGCUGUACGUAUACGUGGUUGGAUGAGGGAACGUGUAGACAUUUUAUUAAAUGUACCCAAAGUUGAUCCUUUUCAAGAAGACGAAGCUCCUGUUACUCAAGAACAAGUUGAUGAAUGGCGAAAAGAAUAUGAAGAAUUAGAAAGAGAAGUUGAAAAAUUUGACUCUGAGGAUGUCACUCGUUUAAGAGCUCACGUUAAAGGUAUAGUAGGAACCGGUAACGAAACUACUACUACUGAUAUGUCCCCUGCUGACACGAUGACAAUCGGAAUUACCUUUGAGACUUUAAAAAUCCUUGACCAAUUACUUGGAAAAUUAAAAGACCGUGAAUAUGAAUUGGAUCUUUUAUCUUUACGUGUACAAUGGGAACGUGAAUAUGAUGGAAGGCUCCAGUCUCUUCUGAAAAAAGAGAGGAUGGUUGGUUUAUUAAUCAGAAUCAACUUCCUCAACAUGAUGUCACUUCCGAAUCACAUAAGAUCAAUCAAAAGUUAGAAGACUACAUACAAAAUACAAUACCCCCUACAACCGAAAACUUUGAUGAAUUAUUUAAUACUUCUCAAACGCCAUUACCUGAGCAUUUAAUUGAAAGACAAGAGAACAUUGAAGAAAGGGAUAAAGAUGAUUUAGAAGAAUAUUAUAAGUUUGCUAAUGAUGUUUUAACACAAC